Stomoxys calcitrans (stable fly) is the source of this 4125-nucleotide messenger RNA. RefSeq names its product serine/threonine-protein kinase/endoribonuclease IRE1 (gene Ire1). Gene Ontology annotation, biological process: mRNA processing; intrinsic apoptotic signaling pathway in response to endoplasmic reticulum stress; IRE1-mediated unfolded protein response. Gene Ontology annotation, cellular component: IRE1-TRAF2-ASK1 complex. Lineage: Eukaryota; Metazoa; Arthropoda; Insecta; Diptera; Muscidae. Gene Ontology annotation, molecular function: protein serine/threonine kinase activity; ATP binding; RNA endonuclease activity. The transcript is spliced from 9 exons. The record is from RefSeq and is a predicted model, not a curated record. Bases 284 to 3598 code for a protein of 1104 amino acids.
AUCAGUUUUCCGACAGUUCUAUUUUGACAUUUUUUCUGAAAUACGGAUCGUGGAGUGCUAAUAAUUUUGUGAUUUGUCAAAGUAUUGAUUAUAGAGUCAAUGGAAGAUAUUGCUUACAGCAAAAAAAUUGAAAACAGUGACAACGUCAAAACAAAAACGCAAAUUAUGCGUAAAUUACAACGAAAAUAGUCUUUCGUGUUUUGGGGAAAAAAGAGAAAAACAAAGUGAACACACAACCGAACACCCUACACAGCCAAUCGUUGGCACACUUGCACAAACCAAUAUGUUUUCAAUGGUCGGCAGUUCGGGAACGGGCGAUAAAAUGAAAAAGUCUUUUCGCAAAUCGUUGUUUCUAUUUCGUUGUUUUAUAUUAGUGAUUGUUAUUGCAUCAGCCUUCGCUACAGCAACUACAACUACGCAGAAAGCAGAAGAUAGUGAGGUCGUUGACGAUGAUAUUAGUAAUCGUCUGCCGAAGGAGGGCUGCACAGAUUUGGCCCGUGACGAGGAAACCCUGAUGGUUUUUUCGACAUUAGGGGGCGGUUUGACGGCGAUCGAUCCAAUAACAAGCGAGAUACGUUGGACCAUAGCGGAUGAUCCUCCAAUAAGAGCCGAACAGCAGCAGAAUGUUCAUGUGCCACAAUAUUUACCGGAUCCCAGAGAUGGAAGCAUUUAUCAACUUGGCGACAUGGGUAAUUUGAAAAAGUUACCCUACACCAUACCGCAGCUAGUAGCCAAUGCUCCCUGUCGGUCUUCGGAUGGAAUUUUAUAUUCUGGCAAAAAGAGCGACACGUGGUUUAUCGUUGAUCCAAAAUCGGGGCGGCGAGAAAAGGUGGGCUUUGAUGGCUCAGUGGAAGGUGGAGGAUCAGCCGGUGAACGCAUAGGUUGGGCAACAUCAAGGGCCAUCUAUUUGGGCAGGACACAAUACACGGUUAUGAUGUUUGACAGCAUGAAUAAGAAUAAAAAUACCAAGCCAUGGAAUAUAACAUUUUACGAUUAUAGUUCGAUGGCCACCACACCUGAUAUAUCAAAGGAUUACGAAUACCUACACUUGACCACUACCACCAAUGGAAAUAUAUUGACUUUGGAUCGUAAAAAGGGCAAAUUUGUAUGGAAAAAUGAUUUGAGCAGCCCCGUUGUAGCUGCUUUUCUUUUGGGCCCCGAGGGCUUGUUAAGUGUGCCUUUUACCACUGUAUCCGACGAAGCUUUUCAGGCCAUUUUGGAUGAAUCUAAAGAUGGCAACGUGAAUACUGUGAAAUUGUUCCAAUCACUGUACGUGGGCGAACAUGGCAAUGGCCUAUAUGCCCUGCCUUCGUUGGUAGACAAAAAUACACCGCGAAUUUCUACAGCUCCACCUAUACAUUUAUUGGGUGGUCCUGAGACCGAUGUUGAUCCCAAUACCGUUUAUCUAAACGAUGUCUUAAAAAAGAACGCUGGCAUUCUGUUGGGCUACUAUAAUCGACCCAAUGAUGUUAACUUACAACUCUCGCCAUCUCCCACAGUAACUAAGGAUGAUGGCAAUCACCAAUUGGCUACUAUUAGUGCUUCUCUUAAGGGUCCUGGUCGUAGUAUUCUUUCAUCGGACAAAGAAAGCACUACAGCUACGUCGAAUAUUGGCACACAAACUGAGCCAGUCAUAGAGUUGGAAAUUGAAUCGGAAGUUCCCAACAAAACAUUUGGCCGUUUCGCCCUGAAUAAGACCAAGGAAAUUAUUAUAGACAAUAGCAAGCAAGUGCGUUCCUUCAUCUACGAGUGGUUUAUUGACCACCCCAGCAAUCGGGUACAUGUCAUUUUGUGCAUCAUUAUCAUUGUAAUGUUCAUGAUGUUCUGGUACAUGCACAGUUCUAUGCGUGAAUUGAGAAAUCAAAGUGAGAAUGGCUCCAAAACAUAUAGCGGUAGCCGAGGCAGUGGUAGUAGUAAUAUUAGUGCUCAAGAUCUCAUUGACCUGGGAGAUGGACAUAUACGUGUUGGCAAAAUCUCCUUCAAUUCGAAUGAAGUUCUGGGCAAAGGUUGCGAGGGUACUUUCGUUUUCAAGGGAACAUUUGAAGAACGUUAUGUGGCAGUUAAACGACUGCUGCCGGAAUGUUUCACAUUUGCCGAUCGUGAAGUGGCAUUGCUGCGAGAGAGUGAUGCUCACGAGAAUGUUGUGCGUUACUUUUGCACAGAGCAAGAUCGUCAGUUUCGUUAUAUAGCUGUAGAAUUGUGUGCCGCAACAUUGCAAGAUUAUACAGAAGGAGAACGCAGCAUAGAUCUAAGAUCCCAGAUAGCGGUAUGGGAAGUUUUAAAGCAAGCUGCAUCCGGCUUAAGUCAUUUGCAUUCAUUGAAUAUUGUUCAUCGUGAUAUAAAACCCCAGAAUGUAUUACUUUCGUUGCCUGACAACAAUGGCGUAGUAAGGGUUAUGAUUUCCGAUUUUGGUCUUUGCAAGAAACUUAACUAUGGCAAAACCAGUUUCUCAAGACGUUCAGGUGUAACAGGCACCGAUGGCUGGAUAGCUCCAGAAAUGAUGAGAGGCCAAAGAACGACAACAUCUGUUGAUAUUUUCUCCUUGGGUUGUGUGUAUUACUAUGUUCUCAGCAGAGGACAACAUUUGUUUGGCGAUGCACUCAAAAGACAAGCAAACAUCUUAACCAACGAUCAUAUUCUUGAUCACUUAAAACCCGACAAUAGUAAUGAGUGUAGUAAAUACAUCUUAGCUGGCGAACUUAUCAGCGAUAUGAUCCAUAGAGAUCCCCAAUGCCGUCCUCCUGCCAAGUGUAUUGGUAACCAUCCCACAUUUUGGACGGACAAAAAGAUUUUGGCCUUUCUUCAAGAUGUUAGCGAUCGUGUGGAGAAGUUGCAAUUCAAUGUGGAGCCACUGAAAUCGCUGGAAAAGAAUGGUACUAUUGUUGUCUUGGAGGAUUGGAAUAUCCACCUGGACCCAAUUAUAACCGAGGAUUUACGGAAAUUCCGUGGCUAUAUGGGAGCAAGUGUUAGAGAUUUAUUGAGAGCAUUGAGAAAUAAGAAACACCACUAUCAUGAAUUAAGUGAUGAAAUGCAAAAUAUACUUGGCAGCAUUCCACACGAAUUUACCAACUAUUGGAUAAGUAAAUUCCCCUACUUGAUAUCGCAUGCCUAUCAUGCCUUCAGUAUUUGCUCAAAUGAGCCCAUUUUUAAGUCCUACUACAAUUCAUCAUACCACUUCACACGACCGGAUUAUUUUGAUGCGGAUGAUGAUCUGUACCCAACACUUUUGCAGAGAGAUCCCAAGCCAUUGGCCAAACAAACAACAUCAUCCGGCAAUGCAAGUCCGAAAAAACCGCUAACACCACAACAGCCUAGACAACGUAAGGGCAACUAUAAUUUCCGCAAGCCCCCAGCAGAGGGAGAUGAUUUGAUGCCAGCUCAUGGAGGGCUGCAGCGUAAUUUCGAUAGUAAUUAUCCAUCCAACGAGGAUGAAAAACGUGAUGUGUUUGCAAAUUUUAAAUUCAGACGCAAUAACAAAUCCUCAAAUCGUAGUUAUAAUAAUUUAGGUAAAAAAGACAAAAACGUCACUUGGACAUUGUCCCCGACGACAACUGUCAGUACUAUGCAGCCCUCUAACACCAUGCCAAAAGAUGAAUAGUAAUUAUGUAUGUGCAAUUUUCUAUGUUCUUCUUAGAUUUAAGUAUACAUGCUGGGGACUUUUUUGUGACUGCCCCUGUGUUGCCGGUCCUAUUAUUAUUUAGUAAAAUGUAUUUAAUUCCAAAAAAAAAAAACAACAAAUGAUUUAACCCAAAAAUAUCACAAUGAUUUGUAUUGUAUGUCACUGACUAAACACCCCUGUUAAUACUUAAGUUAGCAGUUACUAAGGAAUGCUGUAGUCUGUAAGAAAUGGUAUUUCGUUGUAGAGAUUGAUGAGGACGUCAGGCUACAACGAUUACCUCUUGUCUGUGAUAAAUAUGUGUAUAAUUAUUAUUUGUAUAUUAUGUCUCAAUUUUCCUUCUUAAUCCUAUCUACAGUUCUUUAAAAUCACACAAAUAGAAUAUAUUACUAUGACGCCUUAAUUUAUGCCCCUUAACGGACGCACGGACCGAUAGACACUCUCACAUUUAACUACAAAAUGUAGUUACAAUAAAAUGUUUUUUUUUUUAAUUCAACAUUUUUUUGUAA